CUACAACACUUUGGAGCUUCUUCAAACACGAAAGCUGCGUGUACUGCUGUGGAAUCAGAUUUCAACUUGUCGCCGUUCCUGGCUUUUCAGUCCAGCAAGCAAACACCUAUUUGUCAACUUCAAUCGUGUGCUGAUUGUCGCCAAACCGACGCGUGGAUACUAUACUGGUGCCGGCGGAGUGGACCGGUGACGGCGGGGGAAGCCUUGCAACCCCGGCAGCAGCAGCAGCAGCAGCAGCAGCAGCAGCAGCAGCAGCAGCAAGCGCCACGCCACGCCCACAGCGCUGCCGGCGCAUUUGGACGCUAGGAGUUACACGAGUAUUCUCGACCUCGUUGCUGGGUGGCGGUAGGAAGGCGGCAGGCGGGGCGCCGUGUGGAGGCAGGUGCCUUGUUAGGGGCGGAGUGGAGGCACCACGCACCGAGCCAACUAACAACAAUGGGGAAAUACGCCCAGAUUGUCAUCGGGCCCGCCGGCUGCGGCAAGUCCACCUACUGCCACACGCUGUACGAGCACUGCUUGGCCAUCAAGCGGUCCGUGCACUGCGUAAACCUGGAUCCCGCGGCCGAGGCGUUCCAGUACCCGGUGUCCUUUGACAUCCGUGACCUGGUGUCGCUGGAGGAUGUGGUGGAGGAGCUGGGGUUGGGGCCCAACGGUGGUUUGUUGUACUGCAUGGAGUAUCUGGAGGACAACCUGCAUGACUGGCUGGGCGAGCAGCUGGAGAGCUAUGGCGAUGACGACUACCUCGUGUUUGACUGCCCGGGGCAGAUCGAGCUCUACAACCACCUGAGCGUGUUUCGCAGCUUCGUAGACUUUCUCAAGAACGAUGGUUGGAACGUGUGUGUCGUGUAUUGCCUGGACGCGCACUUCAUCACCGACAUCGCCAAAUUCAUGGCCGGCGCGCUGCAGGCCCUGGCUGCCAUGGUGAAGCUGGAGCUGCCGCACGUCAACGUGCUGACCAAAGUGGACCUGCUGGAAGACAAGCGCCACCUGGACGACUUCCUCUUCCCCGACUCGGCGCUGCUGCUGCCGCAGCUGGCCGCCUCCACCGGCCCACGGUUCCGCGCGCUCAACAAGGCCAUGGGGCAGCUGCUGGAGGAGUUCAGCCUGGUGUCGUUCAUGCCGCUGGACAUCACAGACGAGGACAGCAUCGCCGACAUCUUGGGCCAGAUCGACAUCGCGAUCCAGUACGGCGAGGAUGCAGAGCCCCGGAUCCGGGAAGAUGAGUACGACCCCGAGCGUGAUGGUGAUGGAGAUGGCGGCGACGGCGGCGAUGACAUCUGAUAGCUCGGGGCGUGAGCGGUGUAAGUGCAUGGCACACGCUUGUUGCACAGGCAGGAGCGGAUGUCGUUGAGGCCGGUAGCGCUGCCGUGAUCGCUGAGAGGAUUGCGAGUGGCCCCAUGAGGGCCCAUGAGGCGCCCAUGAGGGGCCCAUGAGGGGCCUACUGGCAUCGAAACGGGGGAUUCGGGCUGCGGCCGUGAGGGCCGGACUCAAGGCCGUGCUGACGUGGAGCCUGCAAGCCAGGGCGGGCCACAGAUCGUUGGAGCUUUGGGAGCGGGGCCCGCGCACCGUAUGCGGUUUGGUGGAUGCAGUCCGGCGGGGAUCCACCGCUCCAAGUUCGGGUAAAGAUGUUGGGACGAAGCGGCAUUCACAAGGGACACGUCGGACAGGGCCGCCAGAGAGACGAGGUUUCGGGUGUGUUUCAGCGUGGCAAAGACAACGGUGGUGGUUUCCCUCCAACGAAACAUGGUUACAGGAUCGUAAAUGUGCGCUCCAAACCCGUAACGAGACUGACCGAGCUACAAGGGCGCCUCGUUGUGAGCUUCGUACACGUGCAAAGUAGAAUAACUGAAUCUCUGAUCCUCAGAAGCAUGUUACAUCUCCGUCCU
This is a messenger RNA of Chlamydomonas reinhardtii, 1886 nucleotides long. RefSeq lists its product as uncharacterized. NCBI's taxonomy places the organism in Eukaryota, Viridiplantae, Chlorophyta, Chlorophyceae, Chlamydomonadales, Chlamydomonadaceae. Gene Ontology annotation, molecular function: GTPase activity. The transcript is spliced from 9 exons. Bases 436 to 1281 code for a protein of 281 amino acids. The record is from RefSeq and is a predicted model, not a curated record.